Messenger RNA from Trichosurus vulpecula (common brushtail), 1070 nucleotides. RefSeq names its product bax inhibitor 1-like. The record is from RefSeq and is a predicted model, not a curated record. Gene Ontology annotation, cellular component: mitochondrial membrane. The coding region runs from base 1 to 1047 and encodes 348 amino acids. Gene Ontology annotation, molecular function: enzyme binding. Gene Ontology annotation, biological process: negative regulation of RNA splicing; negative regulation of endoribonuclease activity; negative regulation of apoptotic signaling pathway. The transcript is spliced from 3 exons. Lineage: Eukaryota; Metazoa; Chordata; Mammalia; Diprotodontia; Phalangeridae.
AUGCCAGAACGCCUAGCAGAAAUGCUCUUGGAUCUCUGGACUCCAUUAAUAAUCUUGUGGAUUACUGUUCUCCCAUAUAUUUAUAUGGCUCCAAUGACCCCAUCUCAGGUUUUACCAAGUGGAUCCAGUUUGGGACUAAAUGUGGUGAGUGAAGAACAGCGAGUUUUGAACCGCUCCAAGAGAGGCUGGGUUUGGAAUCAAAUGUUUGUCCUGGAAGAAUUUUCUGGACCUGAACCAAUACUAGUUGGCCGGUAUCUUUUUAAUAAUCCUAGAUCACUUCAGGUGGGGUGCUAUGUGCCUGUAAUCCCCAUCACCAGGCAUUCUGGUGCUGGUGGAUCUCUUCAGCUUGGGACUUCCGGAUCAGCACAUGAUGAGCAUGAUGCUGUUUUCCUCCCUUGGGAACCUGUUCUUUGGAUGAAGGUCUAUGCCAGUUUUGCCCUCUGCAUGUUCGUGGCAGCCACAGGGGCCUAUGUCCAUGUGGUCAUCCAUUUCAUCCAGGCUGGCUUGCUUUCAGCCUUGGGUUCUUUGGGAUUGAUGAUAUGGCUGAUGGUAACACUACACAGUCAUGAAACUGGGCAGAAGAGACUGGGACUUCUGACUGGAUUUACUUUCCUUACAGGAGUUGGUUUGGGCCCUGCCCUGGACUUAUGCAUUGCCAUCAACCCCAGCUUUAUUCCCACCUCCUUCCUUGGCAGAGCAAUGAUUUUCAGCUGCUUCACCUUGAGUGCACUCUAUGCUAGGCAUCGCAGCUACCUAUUCCUAGGAGGUAUCUUGAUGUCAGCCAUGAGCCUGAUGCUGUUUUCCUUCCUUGGGAACCUGUUCUUUGGAUCUUUUUGGCUUUUCCAGGCAAAUCUGUAUGUGAGAUUGGUGGUCAUGUGUGGCUUUGUCCUUUUUGAUACUCAACUCAUAAUUGAAAAGGCUGAGAAUGGAGAUAAGGAUUACAUCUGGCACUGUGUUGACCUUUUCCUGGAUUUUGUCACCCUCUUCCGGAAACUCUUGAUGAUUCUAACAAUGAAUGAAAAGGACAAGAAGAAAGAGAAGAAGUAAGACAACUGUUCAGCCUUUCCCUC